GUCAUUUUGUACUUGUCAACAGUCAUCACGUCAAAUCGAUAACGAAUGCGAAUAAGCAUAAUAAGCAAUAAUCGACGGAUUUCAUUUUAAAAUAAAAUAGGGUAAAGCAUUAUUGUAAUUCGAUGGACACUAAUAAAGUGAUGAAAAGAAAAAGUCCUUCAAAAAGUGCUGUCUUUGAACUCAGCGAUAACGAUGUGUCACCAGACCAUUCCGACAGUGAUUGUGAUCAACCAAAAUCCAAACUCAUUAAAACUCAAACGGACUUUGUUGAUUCGGUAGUACUCGCAUUCACUAAACUCGAAAAUGAAAAUAAUUUAGAAACUAAACUCGACAAACAAACUGACGAACCUGUUCCAAAAUCAAUUGAAAGUGAUGAUGUUUUGCCAACAAUUUCUGAAGUUUUACAAAAUAAAGAAUUGGAAGAAGGAGAAGUUGAUGAAAAUUCAGGCUCACCUAGACCUCCACUACCUGCAACAAACAAUCUCGAUUCGGAAAAUUGCCUGACUAUAACUUUCAGCAAUGAAAACAUGUCAGAUUUUUACAAAUUAAAAUUUCUGAAAUUCCUUGAAACCUUUAUAGAGUUGGAAGUUACGAGUGAAGACAAAUUGUCUCUCAAAGUUAAAAGAGAUCCUCUAUUAUUGCCCACUGAAUGGGUUGUGGUUGAUGAAGUUAUGGAUACAAAUAUUGCCAAGAUGAAAGAUGUUGAAGAAAAAUUAUGUUCUCCAUUGCCGCCAACCCCUCUAAAAUCUAAGAAGAGAAAAAAGCCAAAAAAAGAAAAAAAUCUCUUUGUUGUUGAUACACAACCACAGAGUGGAACUAAUGAUAAUUCUUGUGCUAAAUAUUCCAGUAAAUUCAACAUUGAAAUCAACGAGAUUGUAGAAGAAGAUACUGUUAAAGCCUCAGCCCAAACCUGUUUUAACUGCGAUGAAAACCAUGCUCUCAAAGACUGUCCAGAACAGAAAAAUUAUUUCAAAAUAAAUCUUAGAAGACAACAAUUCAAGGCUCAAAAACUUGUAUCGCGGUACCAUUUAGAGGAUGAACAGAAAUUUAGUCAUUUGGUUCCGGGCAAGAUUUCUGAUGGUCUGAGAGAGGCACUUGGUUUGAGAAAAAAUCAGUUACCUCCGUAUAUUUAUCAAAUGAGAUUAUUGGGUUAUCCUCCAGGAUGGUUGGAAGAAGCAAAAUUUAUACAUUCAAAUUUGAAGAUGUUUGACUCUGAAGGAAAACAUGUGAAAGAAGGUAGUUCUGGGAGAAGUCAAGGAUUAAAUUCUGAUAAAAUAGUCGAUUACCCUGGAUUCAAUGUACCGAUCCCAAAAAAUUUGAAAGAUGAAUUCAGACAACACCAAGUGCCACCUUAUUCUGAAAAGUACAGCAAAACAGUAAUGUUGGAAUAUUUUGCAAACCAAGUUGUAAAUAAUAAUGACAAUGAUGAUAUGGAUAUAGAAACCUCUGUAGAAAUGGAUGUAACAGAAGAUUUGAAUUGCAGACCAUCUUUACCUAGUGCUGUACUGGAUGUCAAGAAAACUGAAGUUGGAGCACCUUCUCCUUCUCUGACGGAUUUAGAGAAAGCAAAACAAAAUCUUUUAGCAGAACUGAAUGACAAUUCAAGUUCGAAUCCCAAGUCGGAGGAGAAUACAAGUGAAAUACCAGACCGCAAACCAUCAGACAGUUCUGAGGAAAUCAAUAUUCCAGAAAGUAAAGACCUAGAACCCUCUGAAGAAACUUCAAGAAAUGAUACUCCCCAAAUCGAAAAAGAGUCAUCAGAAACUUCUAGCUCAAGUCAAAUAUCACCUGUCAAUAUCAGUUUCAAUAGUGUUAAGGAUAGUUCUUUUGGAACUCCAAUUCUCAAAAGCAAUUCCUCUUUCUCGCGUUUGCCCAAAGCAGAAAAUUUCAUGAAAGAUGUUAGCCCUGUUAUAAAUUUUGAAAAUUUGCCCAAUUCAACAGGUAAGUAUGAACAAAUGACGAAUGUUUUGCAGAAAGUAAGGAAUACAAUGAAACAUUUGCAAAACUGCAAAUCAUGAUAUUGUGAAAAAUAAAAGUGAACAAGAUGUACAAAUAACCUUUUGUAUAAAAAUUUUUAUAAAUAUUACUUUGU
Leptinotarsa decemlineata (Colorado potato beetle) is the source of this 2092-nucleotide messenger RNA. RefSeq names its product zinc finger CCHC domain-containing protein 8 homolog. Gene Ontology annotation, molecular function: RNA binding. Lineage: Eukaryota; Metazoa; Arthropoda; Insecta; Coleoptera; Chrysomelidae. Gene Ontology annotation, cellular component: catalytic step 2 spliceosome. The record is from RefSeq and is a predicted model, not a curated record. Gene Ontology annotation, biological process: RNA processing.